AUGAUGAAAAUAUUAAAAAUACCUCUUGAAGGAAUAAUAGGUAUUGUGCUAACUCCUUUGUUAGAUUUUGAAGGAAUAGAAAUAACAAUAUUAUUAAGCAUAAUGAGUGCUAUAUAAAUAGCUGCUAUGUUCUUUUAAAAAUUGAAUGAAAAGUGGUACUUGUAAAUGAAUUUCAUCUAUACAAUGUUUUUUGCUUUAUUUUUUGUGGAAUGUGCAGUGAAACUAUAAAAUAUAUGUGUUUUAAUACUAUAUUUUGUCUGUAUUGAAAUAGGGUUAGAAAGAGUUAACAAAGGAAUAUUACAGAAAUCCACUUUAUUAAUGAAUCAAUAUGCUUUAAUAAGAAUGUGUAAUUGGAAUUCGUAUGAUUUAUAUGCAUUUAUUGGAGGAAUUUCAUUAUUGUUUUUACAUUUGUAUAUAUUGUGGGCUAAUUAAUAAAAGCAAGAUGGAGAAUCUUAGGCAUCAUACAUAAAAUCAUAUGAUAAAUCAAUUUUGAAUAUAGAUUAAACUCCUGAAUAUAAAAAACAAUAAUUCCAUUCAUCAGCUACAAGUUUAUAAUAAGAGGUAUAGGAAUGCUUUCAUUUUUUAAAUUUAAUACCAGAUCCACUCGUUUUGCUUACAACUUAAAAUUUAGCUAUACAUUUUUGUAAUUUAGCUACAUAAGAAUUAUUUAAGAUCAGUGAAAAAUAAAGUUUUAAGUAAUGUUUGGAAUAAUUAUCAGAUGUUGUUUAAACUUAAACUAAACCUGAUAUUAGAGAUCCUAGAGAUUCAUUUCCAUCAUUUUAGAGUUUUUAAUAAACUUUCCAGUAAGGAAAAGUAUCUAAUAAUCGUUAAUCUAAAGAAGAAAUUGAAUUAAAUGUAAUUGAUUUUAUUUAAUUAGUAAAUUCUUUGUGAUUUGAAAAAUAUUAAACCAAACAAAAGAUUUUUUUAGAUCUUAAAGAAUAGCCCUCAUAAUACUGUUUUUAUUGGUAGUUAUUUAGGAAAUUUAUAUGAAAGAGAAGGUUGUGCAGAUUUAGAAUAACCAAAAAAACGUUUAUUAGAGAUCAACGCUCAUGCAACUCUUAUUGAUGAAAAAUUAUUGAUUCUACUUUAAAUUAGAGAUGUUACUCAUAGAGAUUAUAUAAAAUUGAUGAAAAAAUAAUACUAAGUGAAAUCUAGUAUAAUAUCAUUUGUUAGUCAUGAAUAUCGAACUCCACUUAAUUCAAUUAUUUAAUUUAUUUCAGCAUUAUAAGAUGAAAGAGAUCCAAACAUGUAAAGUAAAUACAUCAAAAUAGCAUUACUAAAUUGUAAAUAUUUACUCAAUUUAUCAAAUGAUUUGUUAGAUUUGGCAUUAUUAAAAGUAGGUAAAUUUUCAAUCAAUCCUAUAUAAAUGGAUUUAAAUAAAUUGAUCGAGGAAUGUAUGGAAUUAUUUAAACUUGAAGCACACUUUAAAAAAAUUAAUUUGAUUUUAAAUUAUAAGAAAAGUGUUCCUAGAUUAUUAAACAAUGAUCCUAAUAGAAUUAGGUAAAUUAUCAUUAAUCUACUUGGAAAUGCUUUUAAAUAUACAUUAUAAGGUUUUAUUGAAAUUAGAGUUUCAAAUUAUCUUAACAGUUUACUGAAAAUAGAGGUUCAUGAUACUGGUCUUGGAAUCAAAGAAGAACAUAAAGAUAGAUUAAUAUAGGCUUUUGCAAAAGUUGAAGAUUCCGAAAGUAAAAAGUUAAAUCCACAAGGUAUUGGAUUGGGGUUAAUUAUCAGUAAUAUGAUUGCAAGAAAUUUGAGUUCCAAUGAAAAAGGAUUAUAAUUUUAAUCUGAAUAUUAGAAUGGCUCAUCUUUUUGGUUUUAUAUUUCAAAAAAUAUCUAAGAAUCAGAAAUUUAAGAAGAAUAAGAUGAUAUACAGGAAGAAAGUCCAGAAAGAAGAUAAUCAUUAUGGAGAUACAAUGAUAUCAAAACAUAACAUUUAAAUAAAUGUUAAUGUGCUAAUAUUUUAAUAGUUGAUGACAAUGCGUUCAAUAUAGAAGUUCUAAAAUUUUUAAUUUUAAAGAUAAAUUCUUCACUCAAAUUAGAAUAUUCUUUAGAUGGUCAUAGUGCUAUCUAAAUGGUAAAAUAAAAUAGAUGCAAUAAAUGUAAUGGAUAUGAUUUGAUAUUCAUGGAUAUUGAUAUGCCUACAAUGAAUGGAAUUUAAGCUACUUCUAUAAUUAAGUAAUAAUAUCCUUAAAUUUAAAUUAUUGGAUGUUCAGCAUAUGCAAAGUAAGAAGAAGAAAGUUUAGCAAUUUAAAAUGGAAUGAAUGGAUAUUUAGUUAAACCAGUAUAAAUAGAUUAGCUUAAAAACUAUUUAAAAAUAGAACUUUGA
This is a messenger RNA of Paramecium sonneborni, 2326 nucleotides long. The record is from the annotation of a GenBank genome assembly. Lineage: Eukaryota; Ciliophora; Oligohymenophorea; Peniculida; Parameciidae.